AUGGAUGGAGUGUAUUUGGAUGAGAAAGGGGACCUGGCAGCUGACCUGGACAUUGUCAACUGGGUAAAGUUUCCCAACAGGUCUGUCAUAAGAGUGAAAGUUGGGAGUAUAGAACAACAGGGUUCGUCUGGACGCAAAUGUACCAUUGACCAAGAAGCCAUUAUGUGGCCCAAAUGGCUCAACAAGCCCCUGCCCCAUGCGAGGUGUGUAGAGAGCUGCAGCCCGGGAUUCUACAAAGUGGUUCAGGAAGGAAAGCCCAUUUGCUGCUAUGACUGCGUUCUAUGCCCAGAAGGGACCAUCUCCUCCCAGGAAGAUGCUGACCAUUGCACCAAAUGUCCAGAGGAUCAGCAUCCAAACAAGAACAGAGUUCAAUGUACUCCCAAGAUGAUCACCUUCCUGUCCUAUGAAGAUUCUUUUGGGAUCUCCCUGGCUUCCAUGGCCCUUAUGCUAUCCCUUUUGACGGCCUUUGUGUUAGGAAUCUUCAUUAAAUUCCGAGACACCCCAGUGGUCAAAGCCAACAACCGCAGCCUCUCCUAUAUUCUUCUGGUCGCCCUCCUGCUUUCCUUCUCCUCCUCCUUCCUCUUCAUUGGCCAGCCCAGCAAGGCCACCUGCCUUCUGCAACAAACAGCCUUCAGCAUCAUCUUCUCAGUUGCCGUCUCUUCUCUCCUAGCCAAAACAUUCACUGUGGUCUUGGCUUUCUUGGCCACCAAGCCAGGCAACAGGGCCAGAAAGUGGUUAGGGAAGACGUUGGCCAACUCCAUUGUCAUUUUCUAUUCCAGCAUCCAGGUUGUCCUCUGCUGCAUCUGGUUGGGCACCUCUCCUCCCUUUCCUGACUUGGACAUGCACUCCCAGCCUGGACACAUCAUCCUGCAGUGCAAUGAAGGCUCUGUGACCAUUUUCUACACUGCCCUUGGCUACAUGGGCUUCCUGGCUGCCGUAUGCUUUAUGGUGGCUUUCUUGGCCAGGAAGCUUCCAGGGGCCUUCAAUGAGGCCAAGCUGAUCACUUUCAGCAUGCUGGUCUUCUGCAGUGUCUGGGUGUCCUUCGUGCCCUCCUACCUGAGCACCAAGGGGAAGUACAUGGUGGCUGUGCAGGUCUUCUCCAUCUUGGCCUCCAGUGCUGGCUUACUGGGCUGCAUCUUUCUUCACAAGUGCUACAUCAUUGUCUUGAGGCCUGCUUUGAAUAAGAAGGAACAUCUCGUUAGGAAAAAAAGAGAUGGCAUCGUGACAUAG
This is a messenger RNA of Varanus komodoensis (Komodo dragon), 1230 nucleotides long. Its product is annotated as vomeronasal type-2 receptor 26-like. Lineage: Eukaryota; Metazoa; Chordata; Lepidosauria; Squamata; Varanidae. Gene Ontology annotation, cellular component: membrane. The transcript is spliced from 3 exons. Gene Ontology annotation, biological process: G protein-coupled receptor signaling pathway. Bases 1 to 1230 code for a protein of 409 amino acids. Gene Ontology annotation, molecular function: G protein-coupled receptor activity. The record is from RefSeq and is a predicted model, not a curated record.